GACUUGUCACUAGGGACUCACGUGGACGGGGCGUCCUUAAAAACCUAGCUCCUGAGUUUUCCUCAAGUUCCAUUUUUUGAGAUUUCCUUCACAUUAUCCCAGUUGUGUCUAUUUAACCCGCGUUACCACUGUUUUACUGUGCGUAUCUUCUCGACUGCUACAGCCCACCCGUUUCGAGUCUCUUGUUGCAUCUUUCUGUUGGUGUAGAAUAUCUCUACCUUCCUCUACAAUCGAGCACCAGACGGGUCACACCAGCGAACUACUUUUUAAGUGAUGACAAUUUCAGCAAUUGUGUCCUCGCUCUGCGUCAUUUGCAGGUCUUGAAUUCCACUUGCAAUACUCGCUGCUGUCUCUGUCCGUGGUGCUGAAAGGUGGUGCUGAAUCGCUUGCCUAUUUAACUUGCACUAACGCUGCUUCACUGCCUCUAAUCAUUGCAGUUUUUUUGUCAAUAUUUGAAAUAAGUUGAUCAAUAAUUUAGAAGUCGUACCGGCGAGUUUUCAUUUUCUAAAAGAGAAAACAUAUGGACAAACUCGCCAACAGAGCCUAGCUGCAUCGAAUUCAUGAAUAGUGUUGUAUUUAGGACAAAAUAGUUGGAUGCAGAGUCGAUUUUGUAGCCUACUCUUAUAUAACUCCGAGAACCCGGAGAUGUUGCUAUUUUGACAAGUAUAAUAAUAAAUUAAGAAGAGGAGAAAACAUCUUGGUUGAAUAUAUGUGAUUUCCGAAUCAUUUUUGGAUUUUCCUGCUGGAUAAAUUCAGGCAAAGUCUCAUCUCAGCAAUCAUCUGAACUUGCUUGCCUCGAAUACCAAUGAUAGUUUGAGUUGAGGCCUCGAAGAACUUAGCUGUGCUGGUAAACAAUGGAGGCAUCCACCAAUGGGUCCAGCUUUGGGAUCGACUCUUUACUUUCCCACAGACCUGGAAGUCCGGUCAUGUCGAAAGGGGACAGUUUGGUGGGAGAGUGCCGGUCACCGCUGGAGUUCAGCCCGAGGUCUGACCUAGAGAGCGGCUGCUCGUCUCCCCCGUCGCCGAGGAGGGAGUGUGUGGAUGAGGCAUUGCAGAGGCAAGGUCAUGCUAUCGGGUUGCCGCCCCAUCUCCAACACGGACAGAUCUCCGCCGGGUCACAGCCGCGGACCGUCACCUCAUCCUUUCUGAUCAGAGAUAUUCUAGCUGACUGCAAACCGCUAGCCGCCUGCGCCCCAUACUCCAGUAAUGGCCAGCCAACUCAAGAAACGGGGCGACUUGCCUCCAAGCUCGCAGAUGACUUCAUGGACAAAAUCCAUAGCAACUCAUCGUCAGACAGCGAAUACAAAGUGAAAGAGGAAGGAGACCGAGAGAUCUCGAGCAGUAGGGACAGUCCGCAUCAUGUUCGGAUGAAGAAACCCAGGAAGGCGCGAACAGCCUUCACUGACCACCAGCUGGCCCAGCUCGAACGCAGCUUCGAACGGCAGAAGUACCUGAGCGUGCAAGACAGGAUGGAACUGGCCGCUUCCCUCAACCUCACAGACACACAAGUCAAAACCUGGUACCAGAACAGGAGAACAAAGUGGAAGAGGCAGACGGCAGUUGGACUGGAACUGUUAGCGGAGGCUGGAAAUUACUCAGCCCUUCAGAGAAUGUUUCCUUCGCCCUAUUUCUACCCUCAAAGCCUGAUGUCCAACCUGGACCCCGGAGCGGCGCUCUACCUGUACAGAGGCCCCUCAGCGCCCCCUCCGGCUCUGCAACGACCUCUCGUUCCGCGGAUUCUUCUGCAUGGUCUGCAGGGGGGUAGUGAACCACCCCCUCUCCCCCCUCUCUCCGGUGUGCUUCCCCGGCCAACACAGCAGCGGUGAGCCGGUCGCUCCGGAUAUAUGCCAUACCUGGCAGACUAGGACUCUAUGUGAUAGAGAGAAAAAAAAAACUAUUUAAAACGGUGACAAAAGAAGUCAUGGUAUUAAACAAUGAACUUCAUGACUGAAUCUCGAACUAUCUAAAGUGGACAGGUUUUUACCAUGCUGAAGUUCUUUAUUUAUUUAUUUAUUUUUCUCUAUGCAUUUAACUUAUAUAUUUAUAUUUUUGUUUACCAUACCUUCAGUGUGGGCUACAUCAGAAAGGGCACGAUAGUUUUACUGAAAUAAUCGUUGCUGGCACCAAGGCUUAUGACAAUGGCACUUUUACUCAGAAUCAUAAAGAUAUUAUUAUUAACAUCAGUAUUAUUAUUAUGCUAAGUUGUCAGGAUACAAUUAUUUAAAAAAAAACAUGCAUAACAAACCAAUGCAUUGGUCUGGAAACUGAAAUAUCAUUCCAAGUUUAGUUGAAUAGCUAAUUGGAUUAUCCAAAGGCAUUUCAUAACGACUAUAAUUUCGUUAUAUUUCUCUUUACAAAGACGAGUUGCGUUUCAUUCACUUUUUUUCAAACGAUGAAAAUAAUAAUCACCAGACAUAGGCUAUAGACAUGUAAAUACGAAUACUUCUUGAUUUGAAAAUAUUUUUUAUUCAUCCAUUUUUAUUUCCUUCCUUCAGAUGACAGUGAUCCAGUACAAAAAAAGCUAUAGAUUAGCCAGAGCUAAAGGCUCAUUUUCUAUCAUUUCAGUGAUAAUCUGGAUGGGAAUAAUGAAGGUCCAUGAGAGAAACAACAUACAAUGCCAAAUUGUAACGAAAUGUAUUUAAAAAUCUCUAAUCAUAAUGGUUUUUAGUUUUUUUGUUUACAUUUUGCCCAAUUGUAUUCAAUUUGGAGUCAGAGUAAGAGUAAAUCAAUUUAUCAAGUAGCAAUGUACCUUUGCAAACCCUUCACUUUUGCUAAACAGAUAAAGACUGAAGACUGAGUCGGUUGCCAAUUUGGGUCUUUCGCCUGUUGAUUUGCUAGGUGUAUUUAAGCAGACGUUGUGGAUGACUUAUGUUAUUUCGUAUCAAACCGUGGAAACCUUGUUACUCUCUUUGGUGAAAAUGUAUAUUGCAGAUAUUAAUUUGUGGAGUGGUUCUCGUAUUUCUGGAUCGUUUUUCGUUCCUCGCCCCCAUUAGCUGAAAUAACUUUUUGUCAAACUGUUCAAACAGCUUAAGUCGGAGCUAUAGAGGGGGAUUUGAAGUAAAAAAUAAUUACUUUUAUAUAUGUGCAAAUAAAGGUAUUUCAUGUAA
Oncorhynchus tshawytscha (Chinook salmon) is the source of this 3107-nucleotide messenger RNA. RefSeq names its product barH-like 1 homeobox protein. Gene Ontology annotation, molecular function: RNA polymerase II transcription regulatory region sequence-specific DNA binding; DNA-binding transcription factor activity, RNA polymerase II-specific. Gene Ontology annotation, biological process: regulation of transcription by RNA polymerase II. The coding region runs from base 855 to 1826 and encodes 323 amino acids. The record is from RefSeq and is a predicted model, not a curated record. Gene Ontology annotation, cellular component: nucleus. Lineage: Eukaryota; Metazoa; Chordata; Actinopteri; Salmoniformes; Salmonidae. The transcript has 3 exons.